Messenger RNA from Puntigrus tetrazona (Sumatra barb), 2974 nucleotides. RefSeq names its product exocyst complex component 2 (gene exoc2). The coding region runs from base 116 to 2872 and encodes 918 amino acids. The transcript has 28 exons. Gene Ontology annotation, biological process: exocytosis; Golgi to plasma membrane transport. Gene Ontology annotation, cellular component: exocyst. NCBI's taxonomy places the organism in Eukaryota, Metazoa, Chordata, Actinopteri, Cypriniformes, Cyprinidae. The record is from RefSeq and is a predicted model, not a curated record.
CGCCUCGACGCUACUCGUCGUGUGGGCGGGGUCUAAACCGGAACUGUUUUUCAGAGGAAAGAAGAGUUGAAUAGAGAUCUUCUUCACUGCCUUUACCGCUCUAGGUGUGUGAAGGAUGUCUCGUGCACGUCAGCCUCCUUUAGUGACUGGCAUCUCACCAAACGAAGGAGCUCCUUGGACCAAAGUCACUAUUCGUGGAGAGAACCUGGGCACUGGACACAAUGAUCUCAUAGGUCUGUCUAUCUGUGGUCAUAACUGUUUGUUGACAGCAGAAUGGAUGUCUGCUAGUAAGAUAGUGUGUCGAGUGGGUCCUGCUAAAGAUGACAAGGGCGAGAUCAUUGUCACCACCAAGAGCGGAGGCCGAGGGACAUCCACUGUCUCCUUCAAACUGCUUAAACCCGAAAGGAUCGGCAUUUUGGAUCAGUCUGCGGUCUGGGUUGAUGAGUUGAAUUACUAUGAUAUGAGGACCGAUCGCAAUAAAGGAAUCUCUCCUCUCUCACUGAGGCCAGCCAACCCUUUGGGCAUCGACAUAGACAAAGGGAAGGUUCCUCUGAAGGAUCUGGAGAACAUGUUUCCUGGGAUGAGUGGAGAUUUCACCAGCGAGAAUUUCUCUGCCACCUGGUAUCUCAUCGAGAACCAUUCUUCAACCAGCUUUGAGCACCUGCGUGUGGCUGUGGGAAAUCUUAAGAAACAGGCCAGUAAGAAGAACGAGGGCAGUCUGGCCUAUGUGAAAGGAGGUCUCAGCACUUUCUUUGAGGCCCAGGAUGCUCUUGCAGCUAUCCACCAGAAGCUUGAAUCGGACGGCACUGAGAAGGUGGAGGGCUCUAUGACCCAGCGACUAGAGAAUGUCCUUAACAGAGCAAGCGAAACUGCUGACACCCUGUUUCAAGAAGUGUUGGGCAGGAAGGACAAAGCCGACUCCACACGCAACGCUCUCAAUGUCCUCCAGAGAUUCAAAUUUCUAUUUAACCUGCCACUCAACAUUGAACGCAACAUCCAGAAGGGCGAUUAUGACGUUGUUAUCAAUGAUUAUGAGAAAGCCAAAUCUUUGUUUGGAAACACAGAGGUCCCAGUCUUUAAGAAAGUAUAUUCGGAGGUGGAGACGCGGAUUGAAGCCCUGAGGAAACUUCUUUUGGAUAAACUUCUGGAGACGCCAUCCACUCUACAUGAUCAGAAACGCUAUAUCAGAUAUCUGUCGGAUUUACAUGCUCCAGGUGACCCUGCGUGGCAAUGUAUAGUUGCUCAACACAAGUGGAUCCUGCAGCUGAUGCAAAACUGCAAAGAAGAUUUUAUCAAAGAGCAGAAAGUGGGUGGUGUCGGUUUAGAGAUGGAUCGCUCUUCAGCUCUGAACAGGAUCAGCCUCUCAGCUCCAGUGAAGAGAGGAGGCAGCUUCCAGACGCCUAAAGAUGACUCGUGGCACUAUAAGAGCCCUCAGCAGGUGAGGUUCGUGGAGAAGCUUUCAGACGUGGUUAUCAGCCAGCUGCCCAACUUCUGGAAACUCUGGAUCUCUUACGUCAAUGGCAGUCUUUUCAGUGAGACGGGAGAGAAGUCUGGUCAGGUGGAAAAGUUAAAGAAGAAUGCCCGGCAAAGACAGAAUGACUUUAAGAGCAUGAUUGAGGAGGUGACCCGUCGUUUGGUGCAGCUGGUUCGAGGGGCUCUGUUACCCUCCUCUCUUACGGAGCUGCAGCUGAGACAGUAUGGAGGCUGGGACACCAAAAGCCCUCUCAGUGGAGCCUGGCUCACUCAGGUCAUCCACACCGUCAGGUUAAGUCAUGAAGCUCUGUCAGCUUUAGAGAUUCCUAACGACCUGCUGCAGGUGAUUCAGGAUUUGCUGCAGGACCUGCGUGUGCACUGCCUGCUGACCACACUACAGCACACUGAAGAGGAUGUAAAGAGACUUGCAGAAAAAGAAGACUGGGUUGUGGACAACGAAGGAAUCACAUCACUCCCAGCCCAGUUUGAGCAGUGUAUGGUUCAGAUGCUGCAGUCUCUAAAGGAACCGAUGGAGUGUAAAUCCGGAGAGAUCAAUAUCUUUCAUUUGGAUGUGGUUCAGGACAAAGCUUGUGAGCAGUGUGUUUCUAUCAUGAAGGUCUUUAUUAAGUGCCUCGAACAGCUCAGCACCAAGACUGAUGGAGACAUCGACAACUCCCAUUUGUCUGUGGACUUGGCCUCACCUGAUCUUUUUGGAAGCAUCCAGGAAGAUUUCAGUUCAAAACCAGAGCAACGUCUCCUCAUCAUCCUGAGUAACUGUCAGUAUCUGGAGAGACACACGUUUCUCAAUCUAGCUGAGCACCUGGAGAAAAACGGCUUCACCACUGCAGAAAAGAUCAUCAGGGUCAGCAUAGAGGCGUUGAGACAGCUGGAUGAAUAUCUGUUUGAGACGUACGUCGAGAAAAAAUCUGAUCCUAUCGUCGGCUCUUUGGAGCCUGGCAUCUAUGCAGGAUACUUUGACUGGAAAGACUGUCUGCCACCUACAGGUGUGAGGAGUUACUUGAAGGAGGCCUUGGUCAGCAUUAUCUCUGUUCAUGCUGAGGUUUUUACAGUUUCCAAGGAGCUGGUUCCUCGUGUUUUAUCAAAGAUCAUUGAGGCUGUAGCUGAAGAAAUGAGCCGUCUGAUGCAGUGUGUGUCCUCCUUUAGUAAAAAUGGUGCACUACAGGCACGUUUGGAAAUCUGUGCCCUGCGAGAUGCCAUAGAGCCAUACCUCACAUCAGAGAGUCGCUCUAGUUUUAAGCAGGCAUUGGAAGCUCUACCACAGCUACAGAGUGGAGCCGACAAGAAACUCUUGGAGGAGUUACUGAAUAAGUUUAAGAGUAGCAUGAAGCUACAGCUUAACUGCUUCAAGCCUGCUUCUUUUCAGCCUGUGAAACGCUAAUCCUUCACAAAACCCCCACAUUUCAACAGCGCCUCUUCGUUGUAACACUAAGACACCAUUUCAGUUUUGAAAACCCUUAAUAAACCAAUAUAGCCUUUUCUA